AUGCCGCUCACCAAAGAUGACCAUGUACUCUUCUGGAAGCCACAGCAGCCUAAUGGCUGGGCUGGCCAAUGGUACCCCUCUCCAUUCACCCUUCCAAUAACCGUCUCAGAAGAGACCGAGACACUUACAUUCCCUACGGCCGAGCAUUGGAUGAUGUUCCAAAAAGCACUCCUUUUCAAUGACAUUCCAAUUGCUCGGCAAGUACUUCUUACUUCCGGCCUUGCAGCGGUGAAGGCUCUCGGCCGACAAGUCUCCGAUUUUGACGAUGAUAUCUGGAACCGCGAACGAAGUCGGAUUGUAUUGGAAGGAAACCUACAUAAAUUUGAGCAGAAUCCUGAGCUGAAAGAGUUGCUACUCGGAACUGGCGAGAAGGUUCUUGUAGAGGCCAGUCCCCGGGAUCGAAUAUGGGGAAUCGGAUAUGGAGAGAAAAAUGCGAUGAAUAAGAAGGACCAGUGGGGAUUAAACCUGCUCGGAAAGGCCUUGAUGGAGACGAGGAGACAGCUAAGGGCCAAAGCUUAA
Desarmillaria tabescens is the source of this 519-nucleotide messenger RNA. RefSeq lists its product as uncharacterized. The record is from RefSeq and is a predicted model, not a curated record. Lineage: Eukaryota; Fungi; Basidiomycota; Agaricomycetes; Agaricales; Physalacriaceae. Bases 1 to 519 code for a protein of 172 amino acids. The transcript has 2 exons.